AUGACGGCGCAUGGAAUUGAUUUAAGCACUCUAAAGGACUGUCUCCAGUUCCUAAAGUGGUUGAAUGAUUCUCAGCAGAGUAGUAUGAGAGGUAAGGUUGCUGAAGAACUGGCUAGGCGUGUUAGUGAUAAAUAUAAUAGUGUGAAUACACGUGAAAUUCAAAAUGCACUGUCCCAAUUUCUCGGCCACGUAACAAAGUUUCAUAGAAAGUUAUGCCACAACCCAGCUGCAGGCAUUUACCGGGGUAAAAACGCAAACGAUAUUACCGAAGCUCUCCUCGAAUGCAUUCCUAAGUUUCUUACCGCAUUGUACUAUCUCUGGUAUGACGUGAAUGCAACAUUCGGAACUCUGGGAGGCGGAGGGUGGAAGCUGGAUUAUCCUGGAUAUGAGAGGGAAUGGAGGAUGUGGAGUUCCAGCGGCGGUGACUUGCAAAAAUAUUUCAGAGCAACAGUUAGUGACGCUGAAAACUACGGUGGCAUUAUACCUGGAGGUUUCGGUUUCCAAGAGAUUCGACAUAAUGACGAUUGGUAUGGUUACUAUCAGGGAUAUUUAAUGGAAGGUGACAUUAAAAACAUUCUAGACAAACAAAAGAAUCAAUUUUUCCGCGACAUUUUUGCCACUUCGGUGGUCUCCAAAUCCGGCCUCCACAAGGUGAACACAGCUAACGCGCUUGCAUUGGUGGGAACUUUUUGUGAGAUUGUGGCCGAUGCGGAAAAGAAAAAACAAGUAGAUCAACUGAAAAAUGUUGUAAAGCCUCCAGACAAAUGCAUAAAUUGGGGCCAUUUAAAAGAUCAUUGCGCUCAGCUUCAACGUCAAUUUAGCAAAAUUUUCAAACGUCAACGCUUUUCCCAUACUGGAGAGUCGCCGAAACUUAAAGACCUCAACACCCGAAAAUUUGCGCAAAGCGCCGCGGAUUGGUUGAGAACAAAUUUGGAGACAGUACGUACGAAUUUGAGCAAUAUAAGUACAAGCGGCCCAAACAUUCAGCGAUAUCGCGACAAUCUGGGAGAAUAUUUCACCAAACAUUUUUUCCCCUACGGUUUCACAUUUGAUAACCACUAUGGGAUAUCGAGCAAUGUUGCAAAGAAUUUGCCAAAGGAAUUGAACGGUGUAAUUGUUGAGUUUGUUAAACGAAAAAAUGGCUUGGAGAAAUUGAGGGAAAUUUUGGAGGGGGAAAAUUGUCCAGAUCAACCCAAGUCUUCUUCAGAAACUGUGUCGCCCAAUGCUAAAGGAUCUGGAACAUCCGUUACCACGGGCGGCGGGGGUGGGCAAAAAGGCGGAACACAAGGAAAUGCUACGCCCGGAUCAACCAGCUCAGUAACGUCAAAAGGAGCCGCCAACAAAACCGAAGCGACAACACCCAAGGCCGCAGAGCCUACGGCCCCUAAAUCCGAGGCGGUGAAGCCGCCUGCCACUACAACAACAGCUACGCCACCUCAGGGUAAAAAAGCUGACGGAACUCCAGAUCAAGGCACUGCAGGGAAUGGACCGCAGAACACGGGAAGCAGAAAUCAAGGAGCUUCGAAUCAAAAUAAUGGUCAAAGUGCAGCACAUCCUGCAACUUCAUCAGUUGUCAAAUCUCCCACAUCUCCGAGUCCCGGUGGUGCAGGAGCGUCAGGGACGCCAGGGGCUAAAGGUGAUAAAGGCAAGCAAGGAUCUCCUGACUCAAAGCCAACGAGCGUAGUUCAGACAGGACAAAAUAAUGUUCAAAAGCAACAGCCUCUGCCUCCACCCCAACCAGCGCUUACACCUCAAGCCACUCCCCCCCGUGCUCCUGCAGUCCCUGGCCCCAAUGGUUCGCCAAGUGGCGGUGGUGGUGCGGGUCCAAAGGCUGGUGACACUUCAUCAUCUGCCAAAUCUCAGCCUUCAAGUGUACAACUUCCAGGCCCUCAGUCAUCCAGUGCCUCUGGUAACAGUGGUGUUAAGGGGUCUGCUUCUGUGCCUGGUCCAACAGGUGCUAAGGGGCAGGAUACACAGGGCGGUAGUAAUGCAGGUACGCAGCCUGCUGGCGCUUCACAGAGUGUUACAACUCAGCGUUCAAGUGAUUCCAGUCCUGUCCCUCCGUCAUCUGGUGGACCUGGUAUCGGUGGUGGUCAGGUGUCUACUGCUGUGCCUGGUCAGCAAGGUGAUAAUGGGCUGGGAGCACGGGGCGGUGUUACUGAUAGUUCACGGCCUGCUAUCUCUACAUCCGCUGGACAACUUUCAACACCAGGUGCUUCAACUUCAGGCCCUCAGCCAUCUGGUGCCUCUGGUUCCAGUGGUGGUCAGGGCCCGGGUGGACAGGGACCUGCUUCUGACCCUGCUCAAUCACGUGAUCAAGUGGUUCAGACAAGUCAAAUAAGCAAUGGCACGUCAUCCGGUGAUUCAGGUGCUGAUUCAGGUGGCGGGGGAGAUAGAGCUGGAGGGGGUGGGAAGCAAAAACCGGUUGCGGCUAUAACAAAAUCCAUACAAUGUUCUGCCAAUCAAAUAGAAUCUGUAGAUAUGUCUGGCAAACCAUUCUGUCGGAAUAAACCUAAUACGUCUUAUCGCAAACCUCUGUCUGAAAACGCCGUAAAUAAAAUAACAAAUGCAUAUGAGAAAACAGUCGUUGAAAAUAUACUGAAUGAACUUAAUACCAAACAUCCAAAUCGUAGAAUUCUGCAAUCUCGAAUUCCACCCACCCCUCCAAGUCAGCCCAGCCGUCCUGCUCCCGGGCCUUACCCUCUGCCUCCCGGUGGCCGUGAUGUUCAAGGACGUCGGUACUAUGAGCCAGCAGAAGGUAGAGGUAGGCAUGACGAUGGUAGCAUGGCUGUUAAUCAACCUUCCGAAUUUGAUGGUCAGCCAAUUCCAGAUACCGCAUCCAAGGAACUACAGGAACGAAUAAAGAACAAAGUUGAGGGCAUAAAAUUUCUGAAAUCGUUGGAAAGUAAAGCUCAGCAGGAGGAAGUGGAACAGCUUCGACGAGAUGAAAAAACGGUAAACGCGGAACAAGAAAAGAAGGCUAAGGCGGAGUGGGAAAAGCGGAAACAACAGGGUAAAGGAGUGAAAAAGCAUGAUGAGGAUUUAGAUAGAAUACAGAAAACAUUGCAACGUAGCAACAGGGCUAAUGAAGCGCGCUUAAGACAGGAAGAGGAGCAGAGGAAAUUUAUAGAGGCUGCGCCGCAAUUAGAUGGCUCGCAGGCAACCGACGAUGCCUAUGGUGAGCGCUGGCCGUGGUGGUAUCCUGGUCUGCUGUAUCGCGAAGUGACGGGUAAACCUAUCGACGAUGAUCUGCCAGAGCAAUUGCAAGAUCAACGGGAGCGACUGUUUCAUGAGAAAAUUCAAGAUGAUUUGGGUCGACACAUAGACGAGCGGAAAGAGCUGAAGACAUUGGAGCGGCAAGAAAAGGAUCGAAUCGAGCAACACAACAAGGAUGCGGAGGAGAAAUUAAGACAGGGGAGGAUUCAGCAUAUGCAAUUGAAUCCGCCAAUUACAACUGUUCUUCCUCCAUUGCCUGAUCCUCGCGAAUUGCCAGAUUCACUCAAGCAUCCAGAUAUUACAUUCAAAGUAGUAGACGAUACCGACGGGCAAAGCUUUGCGCAGAAGAGUCAGGAUGCAGCGCAGCGUAUUAAGGACUAUUACGAGGAACAGAAGCAACGUGUAGAAGACGAAAAGAAAGUGUAUAAAGAAGAAUUAGAACAGAAAAUGAAGAAUGCUACCCAGGCACAUGUGGAGAGCAUAAAGCGUGCUGGAGAAAUUGUUCAAAGCGAAAUGUUACAAAAAAAGUUCCACGGCGGUGACUUCGAUAUCGCUUUGGCACCAUCGCUAAAAGUGGAUGAUUUCGAAGAAAACGCACAUGAAGCUUAUCGAAUUUACGGUCCAAGCCCUAAAAAAACGCCCGAUAAAAUUUUCGAAUAUAAUCCCAAAUGGAACAAUGUUAUAAACUACGGUCUCAUCGUUGAUCCUAACCCCAACAUGUGCAAUAAUCCAUGGAAUUACGCUCACGAUUCUGCCACCUCAUCAACCCUCCCCCCUCCACCAGACUCCGACCAUCUACCACCUCCCACCAACGUCAAGGCCAUGCUCUUCUGGCUGGUCGGUCUCAAUACGUACGGACUUAUUGCCAAGAUGGAGAGACACAUGGAAAAUAUACUCAAUGAAAUUAACGGCGAUACAUUCUACCCUAAGUAUGCCCUCCAGGUCAACGGGGAUCUAUCCUCCUUGUCCGCAUCGCAUAUCGCCGACACCCUUACCGAGGCAUGUCUCUACUCCGCACACGUCCUGAACGGAAUAAUGCGUAUGCAAUCCGGCGAUGCUCUAUCUGACAUCGACUUCAAAUUAGAAUAUGAUAAGCUUCAUUAUUCCCCCGACCCCGCCUGUCUCCUCUGCCAGCUGCGGGACUACGUCUACGCCUGCUGCCACCAGUUGCAGUUCCUCAAGUCGCAAUGUAGUCGGGACAAACUAAGUGGCGGGUGGCAAGAUUGUGGGUAUGGCAGUGACAUCACUGCUUCCAAGUCCCCCCUCCAGGCGUUCCUGACUGACGGCUGGGACUCCGACUUCGACACUCACCCCUUCGACCCGUGCAACCUGUGCCACAAGAGCAGGGUCAGGAUGGGAUUUCAGGCGAAUGACUUGCCUAAGUCAUCGCAACAAGGCAGUGCCAUUUCCUCCAUCCUCACUCCCAGCUGCGGCGGCGAUGACCCCUUGCUGACCUUGUGCUCCUACCUCAACUGCCUCACCAGGCGGACGCCGCGCACAACCGGGGAGUUGGUGUCGUUCUUCCAUCAUUUCGGUAUCGAGUUGCACGAUUUCGAUCAGAGUAAGUUGUCCAAGCUUGGCACCUCACUCUGCAAUCCACACCCCGACUGCCCCGACUGGGACCGUCUCAAGAACUCUUCCCUCCACGCCGUCAAAGGCAUCCGGGGUACCGAGGCUCUCAUAUCCAAACACAACUCUAACCACAACAACGAGCAUCCCCGUACGCUGUCCACACUGGUUGGAUGCAGCAGUGCCACUGCCAACUGCCCCCAGCAUUGCUCGCCAAUCACCUACCGGGCCUACGCCCUGUACUCCCAGAGCUUCGCCCAUACCUACCUCAGCUGGGCGGCUUACCUGCCGGACAGACUGUGGGAGUCACUCGACAAACUGCACUAUGAUUUGCAAAAACAUCUUGGCAGCGGUAAGUGUUCAUCGCUCCACUCAUGCCCCUAUGCUAUGCCCCUCCUCUACCUACACGGGUUCACGCCGCCGGGGGUGGGAUCGCAGCCUAAACUCACGUGUUCAGAUGUCACCGCCAAGCUGCAGGAAAUUGUCAACGGUGGCCCUAUCGCAACCCUCAUGACUGCCAUGGACAAUUUCCUCUACAACAUCCGGGAGCCAUUCAUCUUCACCCUCUUGACACUCUGGUCCACCGCGUUGCUGGUCCUCGCCAACACGAUGCUGUACCGCCUGGACGUGCUCCACAUCCGAUCACACCUUAUUCGCACCAAGGCUUCCCACCACAUCGACGUCAAGGCCUUACUCACUAAAGGACGGAAGAUGUUAUCACUUUACAAGGACGUCGACUACUUCGACGAGGACCCUAUUGGUCAACUUGCUCUUUAA
Molecule: messenger RNA, 5562 nt
Organism: Babesia bigemina
Lineage: Eukaryota; Apicomplexa; Aconoidasida; Piroplasmida; Babesiidae
Exons: 1
Coding region: 1-5562 (1853 amino acids)
Source: RefSeq, a predicted model, not a curated record